AUGCUCGCCUCGGGCGCGUUGAGCGGCUGCGAGCGCGCGCCGGGCCGCUCGGUCUGCGACGCGAUAGAGCCCGUCAGCAAACAGCACCGCUCCCUGCCGGCCGGCGGGUGCGAGGUCGAGGUGCUGGACGUGAGCAUGCUCGCCUCGGGCGCGUUGAGCGGCUGCGAGCGCGCGCCGGGCCGCUCGGUCUGCGACGCGAUAGAGCCCGUCAGCAAACAGCACCGCUCCCUGCCGGCCGGCGGGUGCGAGGUCGAGGUGCUGGACGUGAGCAUGCUCGCCUCGGGCGCGUUGAGCGGCUGCGAGCGCGCGCCGGGCCGCUCGGUCUGCGACGCGAUAGAGCCCGUCAGCAAACAGAUGGAGGCAUACUGUAACAGCGAGCUGGGACAGCAACCUUACUUGCCCUCGUUCGAGGAACUUUGCAUUGCCAAGUGUGGGCCAAACCAGCAGUGGUACCGCGCGGCGCUGUGCGAGCAGAUCGGCGGGCCCGGCGGAGCGGCGGCGCGCGUCUUGCUCGUGGACUACGGCAACCUGGAGACGGUGCCGGUGAGCGCUCUGCGCAAGAUGCUGCCGGAGUUCGUGCGCGGCGUGCCGGCGCUCGCGCCGCAGCUCGAGAUACAAGGUUGGCCGACAACACACACAAAGGACAUGUUGCAAAGGGCGUUGAAACAUAUGCGGGUCACUAAGGAGGGUCGUGGGGUUCUCAAGGUCACACGGUGCCAGCAACGAAUGCAUGGGCUGUACUUGGUCCACGCGCCUGAACUACUCGAGGCUAUGGCGGCUGAUGACUAAGGGAAACGUCACUGUAGUCUGGCAAGUUCUUUGAUGACACUCCCAUGAUAUGCGGGCGACGGGGGGAAAGACUUUUUUUUUUUUUAAUUCUUUACAAAUUAGCCCUUGACUACAAUCUCACCUGAUGGUAAGUGAUGAUGCAGUCUAAGAUGGAAGCGGGCUAACUUGUUAGGAGGACGAUGAAAAUCCACACCACUUUCGGUUUCUACACGGCAUCGUACCGGAACGCUAAGUCGCUUGGCGGUACGUCUUUGCCGGUAGGGUGGUAACUAGCCGAAGCCUCCCACCAGCCAGACCUGUACAAAUUAAGAAAAUCUCAAUCUGCCCAGCCGGGGAUCGAACCCAGGACCUCCGUCUUGUAAAUCCACCGCGCAUACCACUGCGCCACGGAGGCCGUCAAAUGCGCGGGUGUGAAGUCGUGCGUGCGGGGAAGUGAGGUGCGUCAGUCGUGGGUUUUUCAUUCAUCGCGGACUAUAGGGAGUGUUACGAACGAAGUUGCCAAGCUAAAGUCAUUUUUCAAAUAAAGACUCGUGCUAUACGAAAGGCAGAUAAGACAAUUUUUUUUUUUAUUGUUAUUAGUUGUAAGUGACUGUCACUACUCCGGUUUAUUAUUAUAAGUUACUUUAUCUGUAGUACCUAUGUUAGUUAAUAAGUUUUAUUUUACUUUUGAAAAUGUUUUUUUUUAACCCUCCACAUAACAAAGAGGGAUGUAAUGAGCUUGACUUGUUUGAAAGCUGACUAUCAAUAUAUACUCAGAGGCACAAUUAUCCGCCCACUUUAAUAUACUCGCGUCAUAUUAAAGUGGGCGGAUAAUGAGCCUCUGCCUAUUAUUCUUUAAUCUGUGCUAUAAAUCGUCGUGGUUAGAUAUCGGUGUUGUUUUUUUUUUCUAAUAUUAUGGAAAGAAUUUCUGACAAUAAAAAAUCUGGUGGUUAUAAUUUUGAUGAUUUCUGUAUUAUAGGGGUCGUAUUCUGACCUCGUUAUCAAAAAUAAUUACUAACCAACUGCUUUUAUUAUUUGUUAAAUCAAACUAAUUUAUUACACUAUAAUUUCUUUAUUUCUUUACAUAAUACAUAUAAUAUGUAAUACCAAUUAAAUAACCGAUUUAGAGUACAUUACUCUGAAUCGGUUAUUUAAUUGAUAUUUUAAUAAUAUAUUGCAAUACAUACCCACAAUAGCUGGAUAGGUGUACUCUCGAAGACAGUUGAACAAAGAAUGAAGGCCACAUGACAGCCAGCAUCGUCUUAUAUAGCCAGACGAGUCAGAGAUUUUGCCGCCAUAUUAGCGGAAGUAAUUGUUCAACUGUGUUCAUUACAUUCAGUAGCCAUAUUGGCGGAAGUCAUUGCUCCACCAUGCUCAUUACAUUCAUUUAAUAAAAAUAGGUAAACAUUAAUUAUAUUGAUAUUGAAUCUGUUAUUAACAAUUGCUAGCCAUUAGCUAACAGAUUGUUGCUUGAUUUAAUACUUGUAUAAUUUAGCAGCCAUAUUUUCUUACUAAUUACGUGGUACAUCUAUGGUCUAUGGCCAGAAUUUUUUUAUUCCUCGUGUUAAAAUACGCUGGUGAAAUUAGAAAAAAUAGACGCCAUUUUGAACCUUUUUUGUUAAUAGACCUUUUUGUUAUUAAAAACACGCUGGUGAAAUUAGAAAAAAUAGACGCCUUUUCACCACGUCUCGUAUAAUACUGUAAGUUUUGACAUUUUCUUGUUAUAUGUCAAAUGUAACGAGUAAAUAAGCUAUCCAAUACUGAAGGUGAGAACGGCCCGUAAAUAUAAAUAAAAAGCUAUAGUUUUUGCGUUAGUAUGUUACUCAAUUUUGUAUUGGUUGCAUUUUUUACGGCAUUUUUCGAUAGUACUGUGAGUACUUUUCAUACUGUUUUGAAACCGAUGCUGUACUUUUUCGAAUCACCCCCCAGAUCUCAAGGGAAUGGGGUUGCAACAUUUUUCUCCCUUGUAUGAUUUUUGAUUAUUCUUUUUAUCCUCUGUGAAAAUUGCUUCUGACAUGGAGAUGCUUAUAGAAGUAUGACUCCAUUCAUCUUAUACUGUUUUCACUGAAGCCAUUUUGAACGUGAGGGGGAUAAUGUUUUCCAUCCUCUGUGACUAUUUUUUCUGAAAUAGAAAUAUCUGAGUAAGUAUGACUCUGGUCAUCUUAUUCUGUUAUUGGAAUUUGUAUGCCAUUUUGAGGAUGUAACUUAUUAAUCGUUCCUUCCAUUGUACAUGGCAAUUAUUUUCUGACAUGGAAAUGCCUACAUAAGAGUAAGUAUGACUCUGGUCAUCUUAUUCUGUUAUUGGAAUUUGUAUGCCAUUUUGAGGAUGUAACUUAUUAAUCGUUCCUUCCAUUGUACAUGGCAAUUAUUUUCUGACAUGGAAAUGCCUACAUACGAGUAAGUAUGACUCUGGUCGUCUUAUUCUAAUUUGUAUGCCAUUUUGAACGUGAGGGGGAUAAUAUUUUCCACCCUCUGUGACUAUUUUUUCUGACAGAAAUGUCUGAGUAAGUAUGACUCUGGUCAUCUUAUUUCGAUAUUGGUAUUUGGAGGCCAUUUUAAGGAUGUUACUCGUUAAUAGUAUUCUCCAUCCAUGCGGCUAUUACUUCUGACAUAAAAAUACUAUGACUUAGGUCAGCUUAUUUUGUUUUUGGAAUUUUGAAGCCAAGUAAAUUGGUUAUAGUAUUCUCCAUUCUCUGUGGCUAUUUCUCCUGACAUAAAAAUGCUAUAUGACUCAAGUCAUCUUACUUUGCUUUUAGAUUUAGCUGUCAAGUAAAUUGGUAAUAGAAUUCUCCAUUAUCUGUAACUAUUUCUUCUGUUAUAAAAAUGCUAUGACGCAGGUCAUCGUAUUUUGUUUUUGGAAUUUGGAAGAAAAGUAAAUUGGUUAUAAUAUUCUCUAUUAUCUGUGGCUAUUUAUUCUGACCUAAAAAUACUAUGACUCAGGUCAUCUUAUUUUGUUUUUGGAAUUUAGAAGCCAAGUAAAUUGGUAAUAGUAUUCUCCAUUCUCUGUGGCUAUUUCUUGUGACAGAAAUGUUUACAUAAGUAUGAUUUCGAUCAUCUUAUUCUGUUAUUGGAAUUUGUAUGCCAUUUUGAGGAUGUAAUUUAUUGAUAGUUCCCUCCAUUCUACAUGGCAAUUAUUUUCUGUCAUGGAAAUGCCUACAUACGAGUAAGUAUGACUCUGGUCAUCUUAUUCUGUUAUUGGAAUUUGUAUGCCAUUUUGAGGAUGUAACUUAUUGAUAGUUCCUUCAAUUCUACAUGGCAAUUAUUUUCUGACAUGGAAAUGCCUACAUACGAGUAAGUAUGACUCUGUUCAUCUUAUUCUGUUAUUGGAAUUUGUAUGCCAUUUUGAGGAUGUAACUUUAUUUUUAGUUCCUUCCAUUCUACAUGGCAAUUAUUUUCUGACAUGGAAAUGCCUACAUACGAGUAAGUAUGACUCUGGUCAUCUUAUUCUGUUAUUGGAAUUUGUAUGCCAUUUUGAGGAUGUAACUUAUUGAUAGUUCUUUCCAUUCUACAUGGCAAUUAUUUUCUGACAUGGAAAUGCCUACAUAAGAGUAAGUAUGACUCUGGUCAUCUUAUUCUGUUAUUGGAAUUUGUAAGCCAUUUUGAGGAUGCAACUUAUUGAUAGUUUCUUCCAUUCUACAUGGCAAUUAUUUUCUGUCAUGGAAAUGCCUACAUACGAGUAAGUAUGACUCUGGUCAUCUUAUUCUGUUAUUGGAAUUUGUAUGCCAUUUUGAGGAUGCAACUUAUUGAUAGUUCCUUCCAUUCUACAUGGCAAUUAUUUUCUGUCAUGGAAAUGCCUACAUACGAGUAAGUAUGACUCUGGUCAUCUUAUUCUGUUAUUGGAAUUUGUAUGCCAUUUUGAGGAUGCAACUUACUGAUAGUUCCUUCCAUUCUACAUGGCAAUUAUUUUCUGACACGGAAAUGCCUACAUACGAGUAAGUAUGACUCUGGUCAUCUUAUUCUGUUAUUGGUAUUUGUAUGCCAUUUUGAGGAUGUAACUUAUUGAUAGUUCCCUCCAUUCUCUGUGACAGUAGUAUUCUGACACGGAAAUGCCAAUAUAAGGAUGACGAUGGUCAUCCUAUAAUUUUUUUUUUGGACUUUUGAGUUUGUUUCAUAUUAAUAGUUCUUUCCAUACUCUAUAUCUAUACUACGAGUAUGUACACUGUAUAUUUGACAGACACAAAUAUAAUAAUAAUAAUUUCCAUAUGUUUAAAUUUGUAUUUGUCAAAAUACAAAAAUUAAUACCAACGUUCACAUUUACAAAUCACUGUAAUUUACAUCGAUCUCCUUAAUAAAAAGUGGAUGCACAAUCAGCGACCAAAAAACGUCCCCACUCAAUGAGUGCCAAACUUUUUGGCACUCGAUUCAAGUAGUCGCAUUUGCAAAUUCAACCUUAAACUCAAUCCUUAAGGUUGAAUUUGCACUGAAAUUGGGAUUUUAUUGAAUAUUGGACUAUAUUUAAAAGUCUAUAUAGUAUAAUUUUCUUUACCUAUAAUUCUAAAACU
Molecule: messenger RNA, 5270 nt
Organism: Bicyclus anynana (squinting bush brown)
Lineage: Eukaryota; Metazoa; Arthropoda; Insecta; Lepidoptera; Nymphalidae
Exons: 6
Coding region: 1-789 (262 amino acids)
Source: RefSeq, a predicted model, not a curated record